AUGGGUUGGAUUUUGAAUUCACUCAUAGAUCCCAUUGCUGAAGCAGUAAUGGACAAUGAAACAACUCAAGACCUAUGGAAGGAUCUGCAAGAAAGAUAUGGAGAAGCAGAUUCAGUUAGGCUAGCUCAUGUUAGAGGAAUGAUUGCUCGUUGCAAGCAGGAGAAUAGCAAUGUUACUGAAUACUAUAGCAGAUUGGGUGUGUUAUGGACAAAAUUUAUGUCAUUUAAGUCAAUCCCAGCUUGUGAAUGUGCAAAUACUCCUCAUACCAUGACAUGUGUUACCUAUGCUGCUAUCAAACAAUCACAAGAACAUGAUCACACCAUCGAUUUCAUUAUUGGUUUGAAUGACACUUUUGAAAUGAACAAGAAUCAGUUGUUGAUGAUGGAUCCUGCUCCAAACCUCAAGGUUGCAUACAAGUAUGCACUAAAGCUGGAAAGGAAAAUGGCCAAGCAACUAGUCAAAGAAGCUGCUGGAGUGGAUUCAGUAGCAUUGGCAGCAUUGAAUUAA
This is a messenger RNA of Linum trigynum, 507 nucleotides long. The record is from the annotation of a GenBank genome assembly. NCBI's taxonomy places the organism in Eukaryota, Viridiplantae, Streptophyta, Magnoliopsida, Malpighiales, Linaceae.